Sipha flava (yellow sugarcane aphid) is the source of this 1199-nucleotide messenger RNA. RefSeq lists its product as uncharacterized. The coding region runs from base 53 to 1057 and encodes 334 amino acids. Lineage: Eukaryota; Metazoa; Arthropoda; Insecta; Hemiptera; Aphididae. The transcript has 12 exons. The record is from RefSeq and is a predicted model, not a curated record.
UACAAUAUAUAAAUAUACAUAUUAUUAUAACCCGCAAAAAGUUAUAGUGAAAAUGGCAAAUUUAAGCAAACGAGUCAGCUUGUCGGAUUUUGCAGCCACCAAACCUGAGACCUCUGUAAGAAGCGGAUCUUGGUUCGAUUGGAUAGUGAGAUGGAAUGGAAACAAGGACACCGGAAUACAACAAGAGGAUAACAACACCGGAUCCUCGCUAGAACAUGUCAGCGACGAAAAUGAAGUAGAAACGGAUGAAAGCAGAACCACGGAGACGACCGUGACAUAUCCAGCUUUAGUUGAAAGAGAAAUCAUGUCGCAUCAUCGAAACAACACGAGUCAGCUGUACGAUGAAGUGAAUGGCGAUUUCGAGCAACUGAAAAAGUUUAAGGCUCAAGGUCAGUGCAAUGUCAGUCAAUGGAUGAUAAACGAUGCAUGUUUGGAUCCAAAAUGGAAAGAUGUGUGCACGAGGGCGGACCCAAAGAAACUGGUCAAAGAGACAAUUAACAUUUACUCAGUAACCGAUAGCAGAGCAACACUAGUUGACGACUUCACACCAAUACCAGACCGGAAAACGAAGAACACCGAUUUAGAAAAGGCGGUGAAUGUUAUAACAGAGUUGAAGAAGAAAAAUGAUAUCAUUGCCGAAGAAUUAGCAGUUAUGAAAGAUAGACAUCGUGUAAUUGAGCAGAGAAUAAAAGACGCUGCACAAAAUCAACACGCGAAACGCGACAGGGUGGUUGAACAAGUUUAUGAUACGGACAAAUCUAAUGAGUGGAAUAAAGAAGAUAUGUUUUUAAAAAAAGAAUUGUGGUUGCUGCGAGAAAACUUCUACAUAAUGCAACAGAAAAUAAAAUCAAUGGAUGAGUUGUUUUUAGAUCAAAAUGUCAAGUUAAAAAAUAUUACAGACAAAUUAGAAGUUUUGACAUCAUCAGCGAACAUAAAUUUUGAAUCAGAAGCUAUGUACAAGAAAGCAAACAAUCGGAUAGACAAGGUUGAAAAGAUCGUAGACGUAUUAAAAAUCGAAAAAACAGUAUUUCGUUCAAUUGAACAGAAAUCUGGCUAAGGAAAUCGAUAAUAUACGUAAACGUUCUGUGAACAAAAAGGUUUUCAAAAAAUUCAGAGGUCAAACGAAGAAGAAUUUGGACGACGUCAACAGAUUUUUAAAUUAUUAUAAAAAUAUAAAUAAAAUGGAGACCGAAAUUAAC